AUGACUGAAACUUCGAAUUUUACAGUAGUAAUGACUCCUCAUAUGAAGGAUCUAGCAUCUCAGUUUGAUAAUCCUCCAGAAAAGCCAAAAUUUAUACCAAAACCUGAAGAAGUACAGGAAUUAAUAGAAUUAUCUUUAAUAUAUCCAGUUACAGAAAUUCCAGCGCAUAGUAAAUAUCUUUUUCGAUAUACAAAACAUCAAAUUCAAGAAAUAUACAAAUCUAUUCUUAAUGGAGAAAUAGAAAUUCCAAAAUCAAAAUCCAAAAUCAAUAAAAAAGAGUUCUCUCUUGAAGAAGACUUUAUAAUUUUAACAUUUAUUAGAUUACAACCAGGUUCUAACAUCUCAAAUCUUAUAGAAAUGUAUGGAGAAUUGUUUCCAAUUUAUCGAAAAAAUUCAGAAAUCAAGAAGCGAUACAACGAACUCAAAAAGCUUCCAAAUGACAAAGUAUCUGAGAUUUUAGAUAAAUAUACCAGAGAAAUCGCUUACGAAGAUCUUUUCGGAACAUCAACUCAAAAAGCAUCAGAAGAUUCAACGAUCAAGGAUAUAAAAUUCAUACAAUGCAGAUGCAAUUACCAACCCGUGAUUUAUGACCAGUUAUCUUCAAAAGCUUCGGAUGAAUUAGACAGACUUGACAAAAUCAGCGAAAUUUACUGGCAAAGAGAAUUUUCUCCAAAUGAUUUAGCAAUUCUCAGGUCCGAAAAGCUCAAAUUCUUCAUGCGAAGGGAAGCAAUCAUGAUUGGACGUGGAACACUCGAUUUCGAUGUUGAUGUUAACUUAUCGGAGUUUGGUGAAAGAGCCUGUGUUCAUGUUUCGAGAAACCAAGCUGUUAUUUCCUUCUUACUUGACUUUAAUUUUUAUAUUACAAAUAUUGGCAACAGAACGUUCAGAGUUAAUGGUGUUGUCAUUGGUCCAGGCAAGAAAUGCAGAUUACAUGAUGAAUACUUGCUUGAUUUCUCAGGAAUUUUGUUAAUUUUCUAUUCAAAUAGACAACUCAUUGAUCAAAUCAAAGUUGCACUCGAUGAUUCAAUGGAGAACCAAAAUAAACGUGAAGCAAAUUAA
Trichomonas vaginalis G3 is the source of this 1059-nucleotide messenger RNA. Its product is annotated as G-quadruplex RNA binding. The transcript has a single exon. Gene Ontology annotation, molecular function: protein binding; G-quadruplex RNA binding. The record is from RefSeq and is a predicted model, not a curated record. The coding region runs from base 1 to 1059 and encodes 352 amino acids. Gene Ontology annotation, cellular component: Ino80 complex; NSL complex; MLL1 complex. Gene Ontology annotation, biological process: positive regulation of transcription by RNA polymerase II. Lineage: Eukaryota; Parabasalia; Trichomonadida; Trichomonadidae.